AUGCGGAUGGCUCCGAGGCUGUCCCUCAACGCGGAGACGGGACGAGGCAGCGUGGUGCGAUUGGGGCUCGGCGUGUGCACUAUCUUCGUCGCGCUGCCGUGGAGCCUCGCCCGUGGCGAUCGAGAAUGGUGGAGCUCACUGCGCGGCAGCAGGGAUGAGAUCGAGACGCUGAGGGCCCAGCUGGAGCGGCUGCGCCUGGAGGGGGAGGCGAGCGGCGGCGCGGCAGAGCACGCCGAG
Prorocentrum cordatum is the source of this 237-nucleotide messenger RNA. The record is from the annotation of a GenBank genome assembly. NCBI's taxonomy places the organism in Eukaryota, Dinophyceae, Prorocentrales, Prorocentraceae.